AUGAAAACCUUUAGAACUACUCUCGUUCUCUUACCUUUAGGGGUAGCCUCUAGCUUACCUGCACCCAGUACAGCGACAAGAUAUCCUCCAUGCGUAAGCCAGUCCUCAUUUACCAUUCAAAAUUGGCCGGUUGACACCAGCGACAACGCCGAUUUUGCAUUUCGACUAACUACUGGAUUCGAUGACUAUUCGUCGAUAUGCAGCGGGCAGUGGCGUGGUGUGAAAACCGAUUGGCAAGAAUGCGACGAACGUAAUGGAGACUCUAUCACAAUGUUUAGAGGCACCUCUAGUGGAUAUCUCGACAUAACGCAUCAAUAUACUUGCGAAAGGCAAGACAAGUCAGCCGAGCCCGACAAAAUUGCUCUUACUACUGCAAAUGGGACUGUCAUACUCGAUUUUUCUCAAGAAGAUCAUACUACAUUCGAUGCAUAUAUCCAAGUAUCACAUCGGAAGCCAAGCACGGCUUGCACAGAUGCAUCGCGAGAUCCUUCAUGGGUGGUCGACUCGUUCGUAUACAAAGUUGGAUAUUACUACAGUCUGGACCCGUAUACUCCUGCCGGUACUGUCGCUAGCGCGAGCUUCGACUUUUUGAAUAAGGCUAAUGAUUUCUUCAUCCAUUGCUCUGCCACAUAUGUGUCGGGGUAUCUGGAUCUUAACAAUGAUACUAUCAUUGAUCCAGAGAAAGACUGA
Molecule: messenger RNA, 690 nt
Organism: Hypoxylon trugodes
Lineage: Eukaryota; Fungi; Ascomycota; Sordariomycetes; Xylariales; Hypoxylaceae
Exons: 1
Coding region: 1-690 (229 amino acids)
Source: RefSeq, a predicted model, not a curated record